AUGAAGGAAAGUAGUUUGGAGUUGGUUGAGUUGAGUAGAAGAAUGAAGAGCAAUGAUGAGAGAAGGGAAAAGUUGGAGAAAGAGGAGGAGAUAGUGUUUUGUGAUAUAUCUAUGGAGGUGAGGUCUAUGGAAGUUACGGUGGUUUGGGUUUUUUGGAAGGUGCAUAGAGGUUUCAGAUUUGUGAGUUUCCGCUUGUAUCGAUUCGGCAUAAAUUCUCUGUGUCCAUGUGAACUGGUUCAUAAUCUCCAAGUUGUAGCUCACAUGAAGAUACAAUUUGUGGUGUCGUGCGGCAGGGAGAACAAAGGCGUGGAACCAGUACAGGUUGAGAGAGGAAGUGGGUGUUAUUGUCGAAUGGUUGGAGAAGGGAGGAAGACGGUGAAAGCUAUGAUCAUUUGGGAUUGUUUUCAGCAUUUUCUGGCAGCAUUUGGGACUGUUAUAGGUUGUUGUUAUAAGGCUGGAAAAUGGGUUGUAUGUGCAACUGCUGUUGGGAUGAUUUACAACAAUUUGGGGCAGAAUUAG
Messenger RNA from Vicia faba (fava bean), 519 nucleotides. Lineage: Eukaryota; Viridiplantae; Streptophyta; Magnoliopsida; Fabales; Fabaceae. The record is from the annotation of a GenBank genome assembly.